UCCAUCGCUCAUUAUAGCUAAUAAUUGCAAUAUAAUAGUUUCGGGUCCGAAUCGAUACGACGAUUUGAAAUUAACAAUACAUGUGAUAAUAGAGGUUAUGAAGAUAAAUAGAAUACAUGGAAUCCCAAACAAGUAGUCAAAAAAUGCCUUUAGUAAGUAUAUUUUGUGUUUUUAGUCUGCCAUGUUAAACAGUACUUAGAAAAAGAAAUAAGAAUAGCAGCGUCCGUCAUAAAGUCAGAUCUGACACUUUUUGACAAUUCCGAAUCACUAUGAAAAAAUGUAAAUAAAAUUCCAGUAUGUACAAAAUGAUUUAAAAAAAACAUAAAAAUGCCUACGUACCCUCUGGAUAUGAGUAGCCUACCAGCGAGUCGUAAGGGUGCGUUGGAAGGUGGUGUGUGGGAAGCAGAGUGCUCGAUGUUUUACCGCACGUUUAUGUUAUCAUGUCAGAUCUGAAAGCUACUGUAUCUGAAGAAAAUACAUUGUCUGCGAAAGGAUACAAAUUACUUAAAUUUUUAGGUGAAGGAGCAUAUGCUAAGGUAUAUUUAACUGAAUUUGCUGGAAAAGACGAAAACCACAAGGCGUCCCUCGCAUGUAAGGUCAUAGAGACUUCGAAAGCUCCAAGAGACUUCGUCGUGAAGUUUUUGCCACGAGAAAUCGAUGUACUUGUACGCUUGAAUCAUCCGCAUCUUAUUCAUGUACACAGUAUAUUUCAAAGGAAAACAAAGUAUUACAUUUUUAUGCGAUUUACUGAGAACGGUGAUCUAUUGGGAUAUGUUUUAAAAAACGGCUGCGUGUCAGAAAACCAAUCGAGAGUUUGGUUUCGGCAGCUCGCGCUUGGCUUGGAAUAUCUUCACGUAUUGGAAAUUACGCAUCGCGACAUUAAAUGCGAGAACGUCCUCCUGACGGCGAACUUCAACGUUAAAAUAUCAGACUUUGGAUUCGCGCGGUUUUGCGUGGAUGAAGACGAUCAUACUGUUUUGAGCGAGACGUACUGCGGGUCGAUGUCAUAUGCAGCCCCGGAGAUCCUCCGCGGUAAACCUUACCUGCCUAAACCGACAGAUCUUUGGUCUUUGGGAGUGGUUUUAUUUGUGAUGCUGAAUAAGUCUAUGCCAUUUGACGACACACGAAUGCGAAAAUUGUAUGAGCAGCAAAUGGGAAAAAAAUAUAGGUUCAGGUCUCGAGUAGCUAACGUCAUCUCGAUCGAGUGUAAAACCAUCGUAAAGCAUUUACUGGAGCCUGAUCCAGGACUUCGCCACAACACCACACAGGUGCUCAGCUCUGAUUGGAUUGCUAUGGAUAGUAGACUGACGACUUUAAACGCAGUAGAAGCAGCAGCACUUAAGCGCGCAAAAGAGGAACGAGAAAGGCUUUCGGAAAUUCGUCAUACUCCACAUAAGAGACAAGGCGAUAUUUUAGAAGGACCGACAAGGGAUUCAGCGUUUAGGGCAAGUGAAAUGAUAAAGUCUUUAGCCAAUAUAACGUCUAAACAAAAAAAGUAGAUGGAAGGUAGAUCUGCGGCUCAUCACAUGGAAGAAGAACUAAGACUUACUGGAUCUGAACAAUUAACUCUGGCUACACGAGGUUACA
Molecule: messenger RNA, 1587 nt
Organism: Trichoplusia ni (cabbage looper)
Lineage: Eukaryota; Metazoa; Arthropoda; Insecta; Lepidoptera; Noctuidae
Product: testis-specific serine/threonine-protein kinase 1-like
Exons: 5
Coding region: 441-1499 (352 amino acids)
Biological process (GO): microtubule cytoskeleton organization; intracellular signal transduction; protein phosphorylation
Cellular component (GO): cytoplasm
Molecular function (GO): ATP binding; tau-protein kinase activity; protein serine/threonine kinase activity
Source: RefSeq, a predicted model, not a curated record